UGAUUACAUUCCACUUUCUUUUUACCACAGAGGUGCAAGGUUACUCAUCCCACUCAAGCACAUGCCACUAUGGAGCUUGUGAAAGAAUUAGUUCAGAAAGCCAUGCCAUCACUCAGUCAUGUUGUAAUGGAGUCACUCAUGGCAAGACUAAAGGAGAUUGGAGUAAACAGUGUAGAUGACCUUAACUUUGUCAAGACUGAAGAUGUCGAUGGAAUUCUGCCACCCAUUCAGUGUAGAAGACUAAUUCAAGCAUUCACUGCAGAGUCACAGGCUGUACUUGGAUUGACAUCUCUGCAACAGAAUCCACUUCCAACACCUGGUCCCAUGGAGGAUUCUCCAUCCAGAGAAACUGCUGUACCAUGGCACAAAAUGCCUCCAAACCUUAUGCUUUCUUUAAGUGAAAAGAAGAGACCAAAGCCUAAAGAGAGAAGAGAGCUGGUCCGGAUAGUCAUUGAUGAUGUAGUCAGUAAAGUGCGUGGAAGACCUGGAAGAGCAAAGCUGCGGGAGAUUGCCAAGAAGAUUGUAGAUCAAUAUCCCUGUUCUUUUCAAGACAGAGAGGUCAGCGGAACCAAAAUCAUCGGAACAGGAUAUGAUUCUCUCUUCAUACAGCUAGAAAACAGACUUGAAAAUAUUAGUAGGCCAAUCACCUUCAGCUCAACCACGAGACCAGCAGUGAGUGAAGAUGCAGUGAAGAGAAAGUCCGCACUCUCAGAUCGUUAUGGGUGUGUGGAGUGGCAGCCUGCUGUUGAGAAUAUAACAGAACUAGAGUCUAAACAGGAUGACUUGAAAAGUAGCUUCAGGACCCGCCAUCUACAGGAGUCUUAUGUUCGCAAUUUAAUGGCUGAAACAUAUUCCAUCCAACGUGCAACAAUCAACAAAGGAAGCACUCUAAAAACAGUACUUGAAGAGUGGCUCUUCCUUUUUGAAGCUGUUCACCUGUUUGACCACACAUGUACCCUCCUUGGCUUACCAGUGCAGACAAAGCUGGCAGAAGAAAUAUCCAGAAAGGGAAAGAACAUCAAAGACUUCCUCGACUCAAAUGGGAUGAAAAUGCCACCAGGUGAAGAUCCAGUACAGCUCAUCUCGGGCAUUGCAGAAUACUUCAAGGAAAAGCCUGAUCUCCUUUUCUACCAAAGUGAGGAGUCUACUGCUGCUGGACUGAGCAUCCCAAGCACCCCCUGUAUCCUAAUCAUGGAUGAUAGACGAUUCAAGAUUGCCGUCGACCAGGAAGUUGUGAAUGACCACAUCAAUUCACCCAUUGUGGCCCUGAGCUACGCUUUCUCCUUGUUUUAUGUAUUAAACAUAAAAUACCCAAAGGAGAUGUCACUCACCCUGGAAUUCAUACAGAGAGUUUUCCUGGGAAUCAAUCCGGAUCGUGGGUCAAAGGCAGAAAAAAAGGGAACAAAGCACCAGCACAUUCCUCCAAGACUGCUCAAGUUCCUGCGUGACCUCAACAACUUUGAAAAUCCGUGGAUGGCUGUGGAUGUUUGUGUUACUUUGCCUUUUUUGUGGUUUUUCCCAAAAGCAAACUUUUUUUUUCUUAAUUUAUUGUUUUGUUUUGAGAGAGCUCUUGAUACAAAGAUGAUCGGUUUGUAAGAGCUAAAUAUAAGACUAGUUUUCUAAGUUGAUUAAGUUGUAAAUGACACAUCAAAUCACCCAGACACUGCAUCUCAUGCGUUUUGCAUCUUAUUUUCUUGAAUAGUUGAUUUCUUCGUUUGUUCCACAAGCAAAAAAUGUUUAGUCUUACCCAAAAACGCACAUAUUCAAAACUUUAUGCAGGCUAUUGUUUACUCAUUUCUUUGCACAUAGUUAAAUGAAUUGUCAUUCAAUGUAUUCAAUUCUGAACAGUGACUGAUAUAUGCAGAAACUGAAUAAUAUACAUUGAUGUAAAUGUUGUUUGUUGCUGUUUUAGAGCAAGAAGUCUGAAUUUUAUGAUGGUUGUGUUUCAUAUUGUUAAAACGAUUUAAAAGCAAAAAUACAAAUUAUACAUGAAUGCAUUCAAUUCUGAACUGUGACUGAUAUAUGCACGUAUUGAAUGAUGUGCAUUUUGUGUGUUUUAAUGUGUUAUGUUAGUUGCAGAAAAAAAGUCAAAUUUUAGAGCAAAAAGUCAUAAUUUUAUAAUGGUUGUGUUAUAUAUUGUUAA
Melanotaenia boesemani (Boeseman's rainbowfish) is the source of this 2143-nucleotide messenger RNA. RefSeq lists its product as uncharacterized. The transcript is spliced from 5 exons. Lineage: Eukaryota; Metazoa; Chordata; Actinopteri; Atheriniformes; Melanotaeniidae. The record is from RefSeq and is a predicted model, not a curated record. The coding region runs from base 70 to 1596 and encodes 508 amino acids.